Clarias gariepinus (North African catfish) is the source of this 1841-nucleotide messenger RNA. RefSeq names its product pelota mRNA surveillance and ribosome rescue factor (gene pelo). Bases 154 to 1311 code for a protein of 385 amino acids. Gene Ontology annotation, biological process: nuclear-transcribed mRNA catabolic process, no-go decay; ribosome disassembly; nuclear-transcribed mRNA catabolic process, non-stop decay. NCBI's taxonomy places the organism in Eukaryota, Metazoa, Chordata, Actinopteri, Siluriformes, Clariidae. Gene Ontology annotation, cellular component: cytoplasm. The transcript has 13 exons. The record is from RefSeq and is a predicted model, not a curated record.
ACGUCAGCGCCAGUAGCUGGUGAUUGAAUCAGAAGCGAUGGCCGGGAUGAGCGGGGCAGCGCGAGCGGUCUGAACCAUGAACACACGGAGCGAACGCGCUUGAAAUAAACACACACCGCUUUAUUACAGACUGACGGAGACACCGGACAGAGCAUGAAGCUGGUCCAUAAAGACAUCGAGAAGGAUAAUGCCGGUCAGGUGACGCUGAUCCCCGAGGAGGCCGAGGACAUGUGGCACACUUAUAACCUGAUACAAGUGGGUGACAGCCUCAGAGCCUCCACCAUCAGGAAAGUGCAGACAGAGUCGUCUACAGGCAGCGUGGGAAGCUCGCGAGUACGUACCAUGCUCACCAUCUGCGUCGAGACCAUCGACUUUGACUCGCAGGCGUGCCAGCUUAGAGUCAAAGGCACCAACCUCGAGGAGAACCAAUACGUCAAGAUGGGUGCCUACCACACCAUUGAGUUGGAGCUGAACAGGAAGUUCACCCUGGCUAAGAAAGUGUGGGACAGCAUAGUUCUCGACCGCAUCGACCAGGCGUGCGACCCGGCGCAGAAGGCAGACGUGGCGGCCGUGGUGAUGCAGGAGGGUCUCGCCAACCUGGUGCUCGUGACUCCGGCCAUGACGCUGCUGAGAGCCAAAGUGGAGAUCAAUAUUCCACGCAAGAGGAGGGGAAGCUGCGCUCAGCACGAAAAGGCGCUGGAGCGAUUCUACGACGCUGUCAUGCAGGGAAUUCUGAGACACUUCAACUUUGAUGUGGUGAAGUGUGUCCUGGUGGCGAGUCCAGGUUUCGUUAAGGAUCAGUUCAUGUCGUACCUCUAUAAAGAAGCGGUCAGGCAGGAGUGCAAGGUUCUACUGGAGAACAGGCCCAAAUUCAUGCUGGUGCACGCAUCAUCCGGCCACAAGUACUCUCUCAAAGAGGUUCUGUCUGAUCCGGCCGUCACGAGUCGUCUGUCUGAUACAAAGGCUGCAGGUGAAGUGAAAGCUUUGGAGGAUUUUUACAAGAUGCUGCAACACGAACCUGAUCGAGCUUUCUACGGGCUAGCACAUGUGGAAAAAGCGAGCGAAGCGUUAGCCGUCGAUAUCCUGUUGAUCAGCGACCAACUGUUCAGACAUCAAGAAAUCGCUACUCGGAGCCGAUACGUGCGGCUUGUGGAUAACGUGAGGGACAACGGCGGGACAGUCAGGAUAUUUUCAAGCUUGCACGUUUCAGGGGAGCAACUAAAUCAGCUCAGCGGCGUGGCAGCCAUCUUGCGCUUCCCGAUCGCAGAUGUCUCUGAUGGCGAAGAAGGCAGCAGCUCUGAUGAAGACUGACGGGAGAGAAACUCGCAGGGCGUCCGGGAUGAUCUCUAACACCAUACACACCUCACGAACGUGUUAAAACAGCUACUCCAUCAUAAGAACAGCAUGAUGAAAUGUGCCUUUAAUGCCUAUGUGGUCCAAUGAUACCAAGGACUGAUAUAGUGAUAUAUUGGUAUCACAGUAUAAAGAAAUAUCCAACAGGAUUUUUUUUUUUUUUUUGGCAGUGAUGUACACAAAUCAUAGACUUUAUUUUGUGUCAUAACAUGAAUAACGCAAUACCACCAAGAAAAUAAACCAAGAAUGAAUCAAUAUUUAUUUUCACUUAAAAUCAGCCACCAUUUAAGGGAAAAAACCCUUUGCUUAGCCUAAAUCUUUAAAAACCUCAGUAAUAAGAGGGAUUUCAUUUACCUGGAUUUUUUACGGUGCCAAAGGAAAGAAACCGAAAGAACAAAUUUAGAUGUAGCUUUUGUUUUAAUUUCAAUUGUAAAUAAUACAAAUGUGUUACUCUCAUUAAAACAGCUGCAGCGUUUCAAAAGCAUAAA